CAACAAACUACCAACUUCAGGAAGCUGGAAGUUUCCUUGUACGACUCCGUUUUUAGUUAACAGUGUAGUUUCGCGAGUUUAAGAUAGAAAAAACGAGCGGCGGGUCAAAAUAUUUCUGUUUUGUAUUUAUUAUUUUAAGAAGCUGUUUUUGUAGAUCAACUUUGCGCAAGUCUAAAGCAGGACAUAAGUCGUCACACAUCACUAAGUAAAGAUGUUAUCCCCGAGUUUGUUGGCUAACUACUGUCCCGAACUUCAUGAUGACCAAACGCAUAAAGUGGACAAAUACCUGCACCAUUUUCAGCUGUCAGAUAGGACUUUGAUGGAUUUGUCACUAAGAUUUCGACGAGAGAUGGACAAAGGGCUGUGCAGAGACACCAACCCCACAGCUGCUGUCAAGAUGCUGCCCACGUUUGUGCUCUCCACUCCUGAUGGAACAGAGCAAGGUGAAUUCUUGGCACUUGAUCUCGGCGGAACCCACUUCCGGGUGCUCCUGGUCAAAGUUAAGGCUGAUGGCAAGCAAGAGGUGGUGAUGGAAGAUCAGAUUUAUGCCAUUCCUGAACACAUCAUGAGAGGCUGCGGGAAUGAAUUAUUUGAUCACGUAGCUGAUUGUCUGGCUAACUUCAUGGAGAAGUUGGGCAUAAAGGACAAAAAGCUGCCUCUGGGUUUCACCUUCUCUUUCCCCUGUCAGCAGACCAAGUUGGAUGAGAGUGUUUUGGUGUCGUGGACCAAAGGCUUCAAGGCAAGCGGAGUAGAGGGAAAGGAUGUGGUCAGCCUUCUGAAGAAAUCCAUCAAAAAGCGAGGGGACUUUGACGUUGACAUCUUGGCUGUAAUUAAUGACACAGUGGGAACCAUGAUGACCUGUGGCUACGAUGAUGAUCUCUGUGAAAUUGGCCUCAUUGUGGGAACGGGGACCAAUGCCUGCUACAUGGAGCAGAUGAGGAACCUUGAGCUGCUGGACGGUGACGAGGGGCGGAUGUGUGUUAAUACAGAGUGGGGCGCUUUUGGAGAUGAUGGUGCGCUGGAGGACCUGCGCACUGACAUUGACCGGGAAAUAGACGCAGGAUCUCUGAACCCUGGCAAGCAGCUGUUUGAGAAGAUGAUCAGCGGCCUGUACAUGGGGGAAAUAGUGCGUCUCAUCCUGAUGAAAAUGACCAAAGAGCAGCUCCUGUUCCAGGGCAAGACUUCAGCGGAGCUCUGCACUACUGGAAGCUUCAACACUAGCUACAUCUAUGCCAUUGAGAAUGACAGAGAUGACGAAGGUCUGGCGAGUGCGGAGAAGGUGCUCCGGGGCCUUGGUCUAAACCCAUUGGUUGAGGACUGCAUAGCCACUCAGAGGGUGUGUCAGAUAGUAUCUACACGUGCGGCACAUUUGUGUGCUGCCACUCUGGUGGCAGUGCUGCGCCAGAUUCGGGAUAACAAAGCAGCCGAGAAACUGCGCACCACUAUUGGAGUGGAUGGCUCUGUUUACAAAAAUCAUCCAGAGUUUUCCAGAAGGCUCCACAAAAUGGUACGGCGACUUGUGCCGGACUGUGACGUGCGUUUUUUGCAGUCACAGUGCGGCAGUGGGAAGGGUGCAGCCAUGGUAACCGCAGUAGCCUACCGUCUUGCCGCUCAGAAUGCUGAGCGUCAGCGCAUUCUCGACACCUUGCGUUUGAGCCGCAAACAGCUGCUGGAGGUGAAGAGACGAAUGAGUGAGGAGAUGGUGCGAGGCCUGUCAAAGCAAACCCAUGAGGAGGCGAGUGUAAAGAUGCUUCCCACUUAUGUGCGAGACACACCAGAUGGAACAGAGCAUGGCGACUUCUUGGCUUUGGACCUUGGGGGCUCCAGCUUUCGGGUGCUGCUGGUGCGAGUGCGAAGUGUAAAGAAACACGAUGUGGACAUGCACCACAAGAUCUACAGUAUCCCACAAGAGACUAUGCAGGGCACAGGGGAAGAGCUUUUUGACCACAUUGUGCACUGCAUGGCCGACUUUCUGGAAUACAUGGGCAUGGGAGGAGCGUCAUUACCUCUGGGAUUUACAUUCUCCUUCCCCUGUCAUCAAAGCAAACUGGAUCAGGGCAUUCUCCUGAAGUGGACAAAGGGUUUCAAAGCCAGUGGCUGUGAGGGGCAAGAUGUCAUCACGUUACUUCAAGAUGCUGUCCGCCGCAAACAGCAAUUUGACUUGAACUUUGUGGCGGUGGUUAACGACACAGUGGGAACCAUGAUGACUUGCAGCUAUGAGGACCCCAGAUGUGAGGUGGGACUAAUUGUAGGCACAGGGACAAAUGCCUGCUACAUGGAGGAAAUGCAAAACAUCGAACUGGUGGAGGGUAACAACGGCCGUAUGUGUGUCAACGUGGAGUGGGGAGCAUUUGGUGACAGUGGUGAACUUGAUGACGUCUGCACCCAGUUUGAUCGCGUCGUUGAUGAGUGCUCUAACAAUCCUGGGAAACAGAGGUAUGAGAAGAUGAUCAGCGGCAUGUACCUGGGGGAGAUAGUGAGGAACGUGCUAAUAGAUUUUACUUCCAAGGGCUUGCUGUUCAGAGGCAAAAUGUCCGAGCGACUCAAGACCCGGUGCAUCUUCGAGACAAAGUUCCUGUCACAGAUCGAAACUGACCGUCUGGCCAUGCGACAGGUGCGCUCAAUUCUGCAGCACCUGGGCCUCACCACCUCCACGUGCGAUGACAGCGUACUGGUGAAGGAGGUGUGUAGCGUGGUCGCACGGCGUGCAGCUCAGCUCUGUGGCGCUGGUUUGGCCGCUGUGGUUGACAAGAUACGGCAGAACCGCAACCUGAAUCAGCUCUCCAUCACCGUGGGAGUGGAUGGCACCCUUUACAAGAUGCACCCUCAUUUCUCCAGCAUCAUGCAAGAGACGUUGCAGGAUUUGGCACCGCAGUGUGACGUGACUUUCCACAAGUCAGAGGAUGGAAGUGGGAAGGGAGCAGCACUGAUCACAGCUGUGGCCUGCAGGAUACAGAGCGAAGGGCAGCACUGAAUCGUCAUGACUUAGGUAGACAGAAGCAGAGCUACUGCGACUGCUUUUUUGUACCAGGUCACCAAAAUAAAGUUAUGUGCCGCUUGACCUGAGUUUAGAUAUUUAGCACUGAAAUGUUCAAUCUGACUGCUUUACUUUGUGUAUGGGUUCACGUACACAGUUUUUGGUUUGCGUUUGGAGAAGACGUACAUAUUUAUGAUGUGAGCUGACAUUGCAUAGGAUGGUGGAAAAUGAAAUUUAGAAAUUUCAGUUCAUCUUGUGUGUUACAGAAGUUGUGCCUUCUGUGAAAUAUGACUGUUACGAGCUGUUGGGCUCAUUUACACUCCCACCUUUUUAAUUGCAAAUUCAAACUCACAGAUCUCCUUCCAGCUGAUAUCUGUGAUCUUUAUUGACUUUCUAAACAUUUUCAGAAUUACAGUUUAAAAAAGUUUAUUUAUUCAGCAACCUUCAAGAUCAGACGUCACAAAGUGCCUCAAGAUAGAAAUCAAAAUCAAGACAUAAAAUAAGAGAAGGAAAUUGUAAAUAAGUAGGAUAGCACAAAACCCAGAAACCUUUCCCUGUGCUUAAUCAUAUCUUUUACUGGAAAUCACCUGGGCAGCAACAUAAAACACAUCUGCAUGAUUUUUGCAUUUACAGUACUUUGUUCUUCAAUGCUUUUCUUAUCAAACCAGAAUAAAAUGAGUUUUAUCACUGUGAAUUUAUGGAUUCAUAUCAGUUUUAAGAAUGAACAAACACAAGAUCUGAAUUUAAACACUAUUUAUACAAAUGUAAACUUUAACAGAUAUCAAAUUCAAUUUGUUCUUCAUUUUAGCAUAAAAUAUUAAAAUCUUAUAGAAAAUGAAUGUGUUGUACUCACAGCCCAGUUGCCAGAAGAAAAUGUUGGCAUUGUACUUUUCUGCAAACCAUGGAUACGUCACGUUUGUACAUUUCAUAUGUAUCGUAUCAGCAUUUCUAAAGUGACGUAGUUCUGAUUACAUGUAUGACCCAACUUCGUCAUCCAGAGGUGGAGGAGAUGGUGGAUAGUGAGGAUGGGCAAUGGCAUUAGACCUAGGCAACUUCUGGGGCUAGAAAAUGAAGCCAACACAGAAGUGCAAUAAACUGGCUCAAAAAAACCAAGAUGGUGACAUGAAAUGCUGAACUUGAGGCUUCAAAAGAUGAGUCUACAAACCAAUGGGUGAUGUCAUGGUAGCUACGCCCAUUAUUUUUACAGUCUAUGCUGCAGACCAAUGAUUAACACCAACAAACAAAGAAACCAGUUGUUUUUUUGGAUACUUUUUGGGCGAGACAUUGGCAGGAUUUUCAGCAGCAAUUGUGCCACCAAAAGCAGGAAUUUUAAGCCAUAACAUUUCAUACUUUUCUUAACCAUAACUAGAAUUUUUUGUUUCUCUAAAUAUAACCAUUGAUAAAACGUAAAGAAAUGUAAAGAUUCACAUGUCCACUACAUAAUUUUGUACAAAUGUUACAUAUCCAUGGUUUGCAGAAACGUACAAAGCCAACAUUUAUUCUGGUGAUUGGGCUGUAUUCUCCCUUUCUCUUCACUGUCAAUAGAGCAUCAACCAUCUGUAAGAAAACACAAGCAGGACUGACUGAGUCUUAAGACUCAGUAGCAAGACAACUGCCCCCAAAGUUUAAUCAUACAGUAUGUAAGUCUAACUGUCCGUAGCCUAGAUGUCUCCUAUUAUACUGUAUGGUCUAAUGAAUGCAACAAACCUAUUCUAAUGCCAUGAAGAUGUAAAGUAUACCAAAGGUAAAAUAAAUACACUGGGGGUAGAUUUGAAGACACAGGGAGCAUUAAUUGCCUAUGUGAAGGGGGAUGUCAAUUAAACUACAGAAAGUAAAGGGUAAGGGCUAGAAGCACCCUUGGGACUGGGAGGUUGAGGGAAUACAAAGGGUAAAAGGAGCGAUUGGUGCUAAGCUUUGUAGACUAGUUUGUCUUAUUUAUUCAUCUCAUUUGCAUUAAAUUCAGAUGGUUCAGAUGUUUUGUUAAAACCAUAAACACCAACAUCCAGUUGUUUAAAUCUCUAAAAUGUUUUUUAAAAAAUGUUUAUGGAGUAAAUAUUGCAUUACUGUGUCCAAUGGCAUAAUGUUUUUACCCCGCUGAAUACACCAAAAUGUUUGAUUAUGUUGAUAUGGAUCUUCCUGUGCUGUGAAACUUAAACUGAAGUGUUUGCUUUUUGUUCUUAGACAACAUAUCCUAUAAUUACAGAAAAACUUCUUCAGCCAAGAACAGAUUGUCUGCUUUGUCACUGCAAUACAAGCUUGUGAUGGCUGUUUUACAACUCUGACCACUGUUACAAUACAGUGCUGUUGUUUUUAAAGACUGUAACAAUAAAGUUGGCCUUAAACAGCU
Messenger RNA from Epinephelus moara (kelp grouper), 5324 nucleotides. RefSeq names its product hexokinase 2 (gene hk2). Gene Ontology annotation, molecular function: fructokinase activity; D-glucose binding; ATP binding. Lineage: Eukaryota; Metazoa; Chordata; Actinopteri; Perciformes; Serranidae. The record is from RefSeq and is a predicted model, not a curated record. The transcript has 18 exons. Gene Ontology annotation, cellular component: mitochondrion; cytosol. Gene Ontology annotation, biological process: glucose 6-phosphate metabolic process; intracellular glucose homeostasis; glycolytic process. Bases 212 to 2974 code for a protein of 920 amino acids.